AUGGCUCACGUAAAGAAUGUUCUUGUCACUGGUGGCGCCGGUUUCAUCGGAGGCUCUGUCGUAGCCACCCUUAUUGCCCGGACCAACGCUCCAGUCAAGAAUAUAAACAUCAGCACCAUCAUUCGCUCGGACGACCAGGCCAAAGCACUGUCGAAGCUUGGCGUCAAUGUCAUCCAAGCGGAUCUUUCCGAUGAAAAGGCCAUUCUAGAAGCGGUGCUUAGCAAUGAGAUUGAUCUUAUCGUUCAUGCGGCCAGCUCGUUUGUUUUGCCCCUUGGCCUUAACCUUGUGAGAGCCCUUGGCCAGCGAGGCAAAAUAACCGGCAAGAAGACGUACUUUAUUAAUUCAUCAAUUACUACUCCCUUCUCCGAGGAUGGGGGUUGGCCUGAGGGAGAGGUAAAGGAUACUGAUGAUUUGUACGAAACGGAGAGGCAGCUUGGGGAUGGUCAUCCCGUCCGCAUCACCGACCUUGGCCUCCUGGAAGAAACCAAGGCACAAGGUGUUGAAUUUUUCAAUCUUGCUGUUCCUGUCGUCUAUGGAAGAGGCAGCGGAGAGUGGAAAAAGCUAUCUACGAACAUUCCUGCAUUCGUUCGAAAGAGUGUCGAGAACAAGGUCGUGUACAAGUUUGAGAAAGAUGGAGCCUUAUUUUUCAUCCACUGGAGAGACUCCCAGUCCUCUUUUGUCAAGAGGCAGCCAGUCUCAUUCAACAAUCAGCGGUCUUUUUUACCGACUAGGAUACUAACAGUGUUGCAGAAUCCCCCUGCGAUCCAUGUCGCCGACUUGGCCGACCUGUACGUCGCGCUUGUGGAGAAGAUUCUACAAGGAGAAUCGAUCCCCAGUGGAGAAACCGGCUUUUAUUUCGGGUUUGCUCACAGGCUCCCUUGGUGGAAGGCCAUGGAGCGCCUUGCCGCUGGACUUCAUGCCCGAGGUCUGGUAGCAGAGCCCACAGCGCAGGUCUGGCCGAGCUGGGAGGAGGCUGCUAAGCAACUCAAAUGGCCGGUCCAGCAUAUUCAUGCUAUGGGUGCAGCUACCGGGCAACAAGUUGCCGUGAACCCAUAUUUGCUGGGAUGGCAGCCUAAAUGGAACCAGAAGAGGUUCUUGGAUAGUAUCGACGAUGAGAUUCAAGCCGCAUUGGAUGACAAGCCCCUGCAAAGCACUCUCUUUGACACUAUCCUGUGA
Messenger RNA from Clonostachys solani, 1176 nucleotides. Lineage: Eukaryota; Fungi; Ascomycota; Sordariomycetes; Hypocreales; Bionectriaceae. The record is from the annotation of a GenBank genome assembly.